GUAGAGUGUUGUGAGUCUGUGAAGCACCCUAGCAGUUUCUUUCACUCUUCCUAGAAGUCCAGGUGUCACAGGAAAACUUCACUUAUUAGGUGGCAUCCAGAAACGGCAGCGGAUUACUGACCUUCUGCUGAGUGGAUGGCAGCACCAUGAAAAAUGUCUCUUCCUUCCUGGAAAUUCAGCAAAGCAUUAGCGUUCCCAGGCUGUUGGAUCUCUUCCAUGUUAAUGGAUAAUAUUUGCUAUGUGCCCUGUAAAUCCUGCCCUGGGACUCUGUGACCGGUGGGGUGCCUGAUGCCUGUAAUCCCCAUUCCCCGCCGGGUCCGUUCGUUCCACGGCCCCCACACGACCUGCCUGCAUUCGGCCUGUGGCCCGGUAAGGACCACUCACUUGGUGCGCACCAAGUACAACAAUUUCGACAUCUAUCUCAAAUCCCGAUGGAUGUAUGGAUUCAUCCGUUUCCUGCUGUACUUCAGCUGCAGCCUCUUUACCUCCAUCCUCUGGGUGGCACUCUCGAUCUUGUUUUGCCUUCAGUACCUUGGCAUCCGGAUCUUUCUGCGUUUCCAGUACAAACUCUCCAUCAUCCUCCUCUUACUGGGGCGAAGGCGGGUAGACUUCAGCCUCAUGAAUGAACUGCUCAUCUAUGGAAUUCAUGUGACCAUGCUGCUAGUGGGGGGGCUGGGAUGGUGUUUCAUGGUAUUUGUGGAUAUGUAAAUAAAAGAAGCGCAUGUGGGCUGAGAAGGUGACUUUUCUUCUACCCCAGAAUGUGUCAAUAUCUUCUUUUCUUUUUUUAUAUAAAUUAAUUUAUUUAUCAGUG
This is a messenger RNA of Antrostomus carolinensis (chuck-will's-widow), 811 nucleotides long. RefSeq names its product transmembrane protein 250 (gene TMEM250). NCBI's taxonomy places the organism in Eukaryota, Metazoa, Chordata, Aves, Caprimulgiformes, Caprimulgidae. The record is from RefSeq and is a predicted model, not a curated record. The transcript has 2 exons. Bases 289 to 708 code for a protein of 139 amino acids.